Anolis carolinensis (green anole) is the source of this 14029-nucleotide messenger RNA. It is a transcript of the gene kcnj3, whose product is annotated as potassium inwardly rectifying channel subfamily J member 3. Gene Ontology annotation, cellular component: plasma membrane. Gene Ontology annotation, biological process: regulation of monoatomic ion transmembrane transport; potassium ion import across plasma membrane. Gene Ontology annotation, molecular function: G-protein activated inward rectifier potassium channel activity. The record is from RefSeq and is a predicted model, not a curated record. The coding region runs from base 726 to 2213 and encodes 495 amino acids. Lineage: Eukaryota; Metazoa; Chordata; Lepidosauria; Squamata; Anolidae. The transcript is spliced from 3 exons.
CCAGUGUCGUGGGAAAAGCACCGCUAGGGACCUCACUUUCUCCGGCUUCCUCUCCUCCACGCAACCCAGCCCCGGGGGCCUUCUAGACACGCGCGCACGCGUCCACACGCGCGCGCCCCACAGGCACAGAGAGGGAGAGAGAAGACGGAGGUGGAAGGUAGCCAGCCAAGCGCGCGGGCGUUUUGCUCGCUGCUGCUGCUGCUUCUCCUCCUCCUCCUCUCUUCCCACCCGAGCCUCUCCUUCUCUGUCCUGCCGAGGAGGAGGAAGGCAAGGAGAGCGGAAGGCGGGCACUUGGAGGGAGCUGUCCACCCGGAUUCAGCACCAAAGCUUCAGGCGAGAGAGAGAGAGAUUGAGAGAGAGCCAGCGCUGCUUGGAGAAGCGAUGCCUUUGUGCCCAGUCUUGAGGGGACGAGGGAAAAAGGCGCCAAAAGAGCACCACUGCCCCUCUGACUGGGCUAGAGCAAGCCUCUCUCCCAACUUCCAAGUCUGAGGUAAUGCUGAAGAUGGCACUUCUCUUUCCAAGGUCCUGGUUGUGAAGGAGGAGAGGAAAGAAAGAGGGAGGGUGUGGGGAGGGGAGGAAAGGGGUGUCCCCCCCCCAAAAGAGGUGGACACUGGGGGAGGGAAUAAAAAGUGUGAGAGAAAGGGACCUGAGGAAGAGGUGCAGUGCCCAGUCCUCUCCGCUUUUCCCCUCAGCAUCUUGGGGGCUCUGGCGAGGCUCCCUGUAUUAUGUCUGCUCUCCGAAGGAAAUUUGGCGACGACUACCAGGUAGUGACCACCUCGUCCAGCGGCUCCGGCUUCCACCAGCAGCAGGCGUCGGCCCACAAGAAGAAGCGCCAACGGUUCGUGGACAAGAAUGGCCGGUGCAACGUGCAGCACGGCAACCUGGGCAGCGAGACCAGCCGCUACCUCUCGGACCUCUUCACCACCCUGGUGGACCUCAAGUGGCGCUGGAACCUCUUCAUCUUCAUCCUCACCUACACCGUGGCCUGGCUCUUCAUGGCCUCCAUGUGGUGGGUCAUCGCCUACAUGCGGGGUGACUUGAACAAAGCCCACGACGAGAAAUACACGCCGUGCGUGGCCAAUGUCUACAACUUCCCCUCUGCCUUCCUUUUUUUCAUCGAGACCGAGGCGACCAUCGGGUAUGGCUACCGGUACAUCACGGACAAAUGUCCCGAGGGCAUCAUCCUCUUCCUGUUCCAGUCCAUUCUGGGCUCCAUUGUGGAUGCGUUCCUCAUUGGCUGUAUGUUCAUCAAAAUGUCCCAGCCUAAGAAGCGGGCAGAGACGCUGAUGUUCAGCGAGCAUGCAGCCAUCUCCAUGAGGGAUGGCAAACUCACUCUCAUGUUCAGGGUGGGCAAUCUCCGCAACAGCCAUAUGGUCUCUGCGCAAAUUCGCUGCAAACUCCUCAAAUCCCGGCAAACUCCUGAGGGUGAAUUUCUCCCACUCGAUCAGCUUGAACUGGAUGUAGGUUUUAGCACAGGGGCAGACCAACUUUUUCUUGUUUCGCCACUUACAAUCUGCCACGUGAUCGAUUCCAAAAGUCCCUUCUAUGACCUUUCCCAGCGAAGCAUGCAAACAGAACAGUUUGAGAUUGUUGUCAUCCUAGAGGGCAUCGUGGAGACAACGGGGAUGACUUGUCAAGCCCGAACAUCCUACACAGAAGAUGAAGUUCUCUGGGGUCAUCGUUUCUUUCCUGUUAUUUCCUUAGAGGAAGGAUUCUUCAAAGUAGACUAUUCCCAAUUCCAUGCAACAUUUGAAGUCCCUACAGCACCUUACAGUGUGAAGGAACAGGAAGAAAUGCUACUUAUGUCCUCCCCUUUAAUAGCACCAGCUGUAAGUAACAGUAAGGAGAGGAAUAAUUCUGUGGAAUGUCUGGAUGGCCUAGAUGACAUUGGUACAAAGCUACCCUCAAAACUGCAGAAAAUGACGGGAAGAGAAGACUUUCCUAAAAAGCUGCUGAGAAUGAGUUCUACCACAUCUGAAAAGGCCUACAGCAUGGGGGACCUUCCUAUGAAACUUCAGCGAAUUAGUUCUGUCCCUGGUAAUUCAGAAGAGAAACUUGUAUCUAAAACCACAAAGAUGUUAUCAGAUCCUAUGAGCCAGUCUAUGGCAGACUUGCCACCAAAACUUCAAAAGUUAUCGGGAGGAGGGGGAGGUAGAAUGGAGGGAAACCUCCCCCCCAAACUGAGGAAAAUGAAUUCUGAUCGAUUUACAUAACAUGAACAAACCUUCUGGGUACCACUUCAAGUCUGAAUGCCAUUCAGCCCAAUUUGGGCAGAAAAACAAACACAAUGAAAUAGCAUUUGGUGACCAGUUUUGCUUAGAACUACAUGCCUUUGGAAACAACAUCAUUAACCAACACUGAGGACUUGGCAAAAGAUCUGAAAUUCGGCUUAUGGCCACAUGAAAGCUAAAAAGCUAAUAUUAAUUGGCAUGUAGUAUCACCAUAAGCAUGCAAUAAUAGUGUGCAAAUUUUGCAAAUAGUUUUAUGGCAUGGUUCUUACUAUAUUUAUACUGUAUAUUCUGAAAAAAAAAUGUAAAUGGGAUAUUAUUCUCCUAUAUUUCUUAAGUAUUAAAUAGUAUGUAAAACUUAAAAGUGGGUUUCCAGCAGACAAGUUAUAGAUUAAUUUGUAAUUGGUACAGUUCAGCCAAAGUUAACCAUUUUGGACAUCAAAGCUUUGUCCAUUAUAUCCUCCACAUUGGAAAAGUUUUCUGCUCUCAAGUCUCUUUUCCACUUAAUAACAGUUUCUUUACAAGUGAAGAAUUGUAUAGGAGGGUUGAGUGCAACUUCAAAAAUCUAAAUAAGUCCUCAAAUAUUUUCUGUUUCAAGCAGUGGAAUGUCCAAGUGUUUUACACUGGCUGAAACAUGCCCAUUUUCUUGAUGCAAUUUAGAAUGUUUUCUUCGGAGAGUUAUUGUGCACAUUUUCUUUGUUGAGGCAAAGCGUAUGAAGAGGUUCAAGCACCAAAACAUAUAGCCUUAAACUUUUUAAUUGUUUCAUUUAGCAUAUCCCUCUUUUUUGCUACAAGAACCCCAUAGCUAUGCUUUAUAUAAAAAAACUUGAAUCCUGUUGGAGAGUAAUUGUAUUUUACACUGCUACUUCCACUUUUGCUAGAUUCCUGAAGCUGUGAUGAGUUCGACACCACUUUAACUGCUAUGCCUCAAUGCUGUGGGAUAAUGUGAGCCGUAAUUUUACAUGGUCUUUAGCCUUCUCUACCAAAGAGUGCUGGUGUCUCAUCAAACAACUACUCCCAUAUUUCCGUAGCAUUCAGCCAUGGUAUUAAAGUGGUAACAAACAGCAUCACUUCUACAGUGUAGAUGUACCUUAGGUCAUCAUCAAGAAGAAAAAGCUGCCAAUUUUCCAGCAAUUGGGGUGAAUGGGAUUGUGUUCUUGGAGUCUAGGUGCUUUACACCACAUGGCAGGUAAUUGCUCAAACACAAUAUAGUCUGUGCAGUAGGAGAACUAUAAUGACCAUAUAGCAUAUAGUAACACCAUAACUCCCAAAAUAAAGCUCAGUACAAUACAAUGCAAUGAAAAAUGCAAUAGAAAAGUAGCAACUGCUUUCAAAUGGAAAUUAUCUCAGUCUGAUAUCAGUUCCAAUGUAUCAAAACUUCAGGAGUCCAAAUCCGAUGAUAAAAUCUUCCAAAAGGGAGUGGACUAGUGGUUAGUUAGGUAGCUAGCUACUAUGCAGAAUGGACAGAAUAAACAUGGAGCACAGCUCUCAAAACACAAAGUCUCUGCGAAUGAAGUCAUUCAUGAUUCAGAAGAGCUGUAAAGGUCCAUACAGAGGUGUCCAGGUUUGCUAAUACCCUGUUUUGGGAAGAAAACUCCCCUUCUUCAAGUGAUAAGGUGAUUAGCAACUACAAGUAAUGACUCACACCGUGCAUAAUAACAUCAAGAAAAAUAGACUCUGCUCAUGGAAAUUCUCCAUCUUUAUUCUGUCCAUUCUGUGCUCCGUCUUUAUUCUGUCCGUUCUGCAUAGUAGCUACCUGACUAAUUGCCAGUUCACUCCCUUUUGGAAGAUUUUAUCAUCAGAUUUGGACCCCUGAAGCUUUCAUACAUUGGGAUUGAUAUCAGACCGAGAUAAUUUCCAUUUGAGAGCAGUUGCUGUUUUUCUAUUGCUUUUUUUCAUUGCACUGUAUUGUAUUGAGCUUUGUAUUGGGGAUUAUGGUGUUAUUGUAUGCUAUAGGGUCAUUAUAGUUCCCCUACUGCACAGACUAUAUUGUGUUUGUUUAUGUAUUUUACAAGUAUUCUGGGAUAUUGCUUAUUAGGUAAUAGCUCAUGCCAGAACACCUUGUUUUCACAUCACUGUACGGCAGACAUCGAAGAAAUAGUCUGCUCAAGGCCAUCAGGCGUCUUUCCCUGGCAAUGCUGAGAGUGGCUUUUCAUUCCUUCACUGUCAUUGCAUCUGCCAUCUUUUUCCUCCUGCCACCACCUUGUUGCUACUAUUGACAGACUUGAUCUUUGUAAAGAUGUCUGAAAGUGGGUGAUAGCCUUAAAAGACCUUUCUUUUUAGAAACAAGGCAUGAAAUCCAAAAGACAUAAUUUGAAAACUUAUUUCAUAUUUAUUAAAUAAAUACAGAAGAAAAAUUCCAAAAAGAAAUAUUUUCUCACUUCAUUAUGCAUAUUGCUUUUGACAGAUAUGCAAAUGGUAAACCCACUCCUUACACUAAAUAAAUAAAAAUUUUAGGAUCUAGUCCUUCAGACAGUAAAGUUGAAUGUUGGGAACCUCAGAUAAAACUAGAGCUUGGAACGAAUUCAUUAAGGUAUUAAUUGUACAAAAUUGUUCUAGUGUUUCUAGACCCCCCAAUUAGUAAGGAAGUCAUAAAUAUACUUUGUUAGAAUUCAUUAGAAUUUACAAAUGCCGUUUCUGCUGUCAAAUUUAGUAAAAAAAAAAAAGGGUCUCUUGCUUCAGAGAUUUUUUUUUUGGAAUUAGAAAACAAUAUAUCACAAUGAUCUGUUGUUAGGCAUACUAAUCUUUGUGGUUUCUUCAUGAAGACAGCAGAGGAGAGGAGAGGGGAAAAGAAAGAGAAGGACAAAGAAUAUUUUGGAAUCCAGAACAGAUAGCUGGGUUUGUGAAACAGAAGAGCUAACACUGGAAAAGAAGGAAAACAUAAAAGAAAAAGUAAGUUAGAUGUGUUUGCUGAGCAGAAGGCUGAGGCCCUCAGGCAUCCAAUGCCCUUUCUUUUUGGGUAUGGGGUACUUGGGAUUCUGGUUUCUAUUAUGUUUUAUGUAAUGAUAUACAGUUAUGCAAUUCUACUUUAGACUUUUCAGGAAAGCAUUUUAGGCCUACAGGUGUCCUUGCAUGUAGAAAAGGAAUGUAUUUGGAGUCCUUUUAAUGUCUGUAUAAUGACUCUACAGUAAUUUUUCCACCUCAAUUGAUUAAAUUCUUGACUGACUUCUGUUGUACAAUGUUGUAUAAAAUAUAAAUAAUAUAUAUUAUUUGGGGGUGAGCUGCAUUGAACCCAUUUGAAAUUAUUUAGUGUUUAACACAGUUCUAGGUUCUUGGAUAAUUAAAUCCCCAUUAGUUCUAUCACCCAUUUUUUCUGUUUAGCUCCCACCCCACAACCAUCAUUCCCAUUCCGUUUUUUUAACCGUUCUCCUCCUCUAACACCAUUUUCUUUUAAUAAUACAAUUAAGAUAAGAUGGGUGCAAAGAAAAGUGGGGCUUGUCAAAUACAUAAUCAUUUGAAUUGAAUGUACAGUAGAGUCUCAUUUAUCCAACAUAAACGGGCCGGCAGAAUGUUGGAUAAGCAAAUAUGUUGGAUAAUAAGGAGGCAUUAAGGAAAAGCCUAUUAAACAUCAAAUUAGGUUAUGAUUUUACAAAUUAAGCACCAAAACAUCAUGUUAUACAACAAAUUUGACAGAAAAAGUAGUUCAAUACACAGUAAUGCUAUGUAGUAAUUACUGUAUUUACGAAUUUAGCGCCAAAAUAUCACGAUGUAUUGAAAACAUUGACUACAAAAAUGCUUUGGAUAAUCCAGAACGUUGGAUAAGCGAGUGUUGGAUAAGUGAGACUCUACUGUACUACAGAUUGUAUUUGAAUUCCCUAAGCUCUGUGUUCAUAAGCUUUACUCUGCUACUGCUCUUUGCAGACUGCACAUUUUGAUUGAGAAUUGGAAAGCAGAAAGGAUGCAGUGAUUCAGUUGUUCAGAAAAUGUUCACGUUAACUUUUGUUAACAACAUAUUAAGAAUUUUGAAGUUACUGACCGAUGUGUAGGAUUAUCCACUUUUUUGCUGUUCUUACAGUGGGUCAGAGCCCUCUAACUGUAACAAAUAAUUCCUUAUUAACCUUUACCAAAGAAAGCAUUGCAAAAGUGAGUGAAGUGUAUGUGCUGGUGAAGUAGAAAAGAAAAAGCUGAAGAUAAUGACAAACUGAAGAUGUUGUUAUGACAAGAUUGUAUACUUUGGGAUAGCCUUCUACCAUGACAUUUCCUAGACAUUCUAGACUUUUACAUUUCUCAGCAACAGUCAUGCCAUAAUAUCUUUUUAAUACAUGGGUGGGGGGGGGGGGGAGGUUAAGUUGGAUUAGGCAACUUUAAAAACAAAAAAAAUAGUUAUUUUGAAAAAGCCAGUAACAAAAUGUGCUUCCCUAAGAUCAACAGUGGAAACUUCCAUGUCAUCCUGUGUAAAUCCCCUGGUCUGGUCCCACACCAAUGGUUUAAUCAUAAGCUGCUACAUUAGUAUAAGUAGUCAGUCAUAUAGGUGCUAAGAAGCCCCUUUACCAAUAUGUAACAAUACCCCAGUAAGAGUGCCCAUAUGUAUUGGUGCUCAGUAGAAAUUAAGACUGAUAUAUCAGGACAAUCUGAUACACACCAGGAUUUAUGUAUGUGGUGCUGCUUGUGCAUCAGUCCUGGUGAGCAUUUGGCACCAAUCUGUAUUUGGCACUUGGUUAGCUCUGCUACUUAGUAACAUCACAGCAGCCUUCUGUUGGCUGUGGAUGUUACAUAACUGCAUAAUUCUAAUUCUCACAAACCUAAGUUCACUUACAAAGAUAUCAGCCCCCAAAAGGAUUCUAACCAGGUUAAAUAAUUUUGAUCAUUACUGUUUAUGUUACUGAAUUUCUCAAAGUGUAAUAUUGAGAAAUUAUCAAAUUGAGUUUCAAGCCUAAGAGUCCAAGCUCUGGACAAGAACAGCUGCUUAUUGGAAAGCUUCUAUAAUGUUCUGAGAGUAUUUAUCUAUAACUUUUAAAGAUGUGCCUAACAUUAUCACCCUGAAUAGCUUCUUGAAUAUCCAUUGCCCCAGGGAAAGAUUAAGAAUUUUAGAGACUUAUAUAAUGGUUCUAAUCGUCUCAAUCUACCUUGAGGUUUCUUUCAUGAUUGGUCCUUCAGCGUUAGUAUUUGUAGAUUUUUAUUUGGGGGAGGGGGUUCUCACAUUACAGAUAGCAUUCUCUGGCAAUAGUUAUCAGUGUGAAUUUACCAAGAUUCUUCAUGGGUGUGUUAAAGGAAAUGAAGAAUGUAUUUUCUAGAUGUUUAUACGCCUGUUCCUGAGGUUAUUUGGUGCACUGAUUCAAAACAUUGCUUUGAGCUCUAGUUUCUUAGAGUUAUGAAGAAUUUCUAUGAGUGAGCAGAUGAAGAUUGGUACAUGGCAUAUAUUCUCCAUCUAAAAAACUAGAGCUGAUAAGGGGGAAAAUGGUACUCGUUUUGGUAUAUGCAGAAACAGGUCUAUAUUUGGUUACGAAAAUGUGUGUUGGCCAGUGUUAUAGAUUUUAAAAAAUCACAAGAAAUAUUGCUAUUUAUAGCAUCAUCAGAUGGACAAAAUUGCCCAUCCUACGACCCUUCCACUUCACUUGGGGCACAGAACCCACUGGUUUCCAUCACAUGACAUUAAUCUACUUUCAGCAGAGCUGCAUGCCUCAAAUAAAGUGGAAGUGUCACAGGGGACAGUGGUGACAACACAUGAGGCAUAGGAAACAACGGGGAGAAGCACGGAGGCAAUGCUUUUCCCUCCGUGGGAUGUGAGGGGGAAGGCAGGUGAUACAGGUGUGGGCAGAGCCGGCCCUAGGUAUUUUUCAAGUGUAGGCGAACAGAAUUUUGCCCCCCCCCCCAAACCAAUCACUGAAAAUUAAAAGCGUUGGAUAAGUGAAAAUAAGGAGGCAUUAAGGGAAGCCUAUUAAACAUCAAAUUACAUUAAGUUUUUACAAACUAAGCACCAAAACAUCAGGUUUUACAACAAAUCAACAGAAAAAGCAGUCUCAACUGCGCCCCCGUAUGUUUUGCGCCACAGGCGACUGCCUAAUUCGCCUCAUUGUUGGACCGCCUCUGGGUGUGGGUCAAAGUGUUUCCCAUGCCCCAUGACAGACACCACUGAAUUUGCCACAAUGUGUGGUGAGUACCAGUCUUAAUGUGAUUAGGUCCUUAGUAAUCUUUCUUUAAGGUGCUUGGAAUGUUAUAAGUUGCUGCACAAGGGUUUUUAAAAAUCGUAUUUCUGGCCCAACACUGUAUUCAUGUUAACUGGUAGAAAAAUAGGUUAUCCUAUAUGUAUUCAUAUCUAAGUGUAAAAAAUUUAGUCCAAAAAUCAACCCAAAAAACCUGAACUGACUCAUUCUUGGGUCUUAUUCUGUGACUGCAGGACCUUAACUCUUUUCAAAAUGGAACCACCCAUUUCUCAGAAUAAACUGGCAAAAGGUGAAUGCUUAGUUCAUUCUGGGGGAACCUAAAAGAAGCACCAAUCCCUUCUACUGUCUCCACUGCAGCACCACUUCAGGCCUUUUUGAAUGAAUGGGCAAAUAAAUGGCAACAGCAGUCAAGGGCAUCUGGCCCCCUGAGGUGCCAUUAGUGCUUUCUCCUCUCUGCAGAAUUGACCCUCAACAUUCACAACUCAUAUCAAAAUCCAUAAUUUUGGUCCCCAAAACUGCCCUUGACUUAUACGUGAGUAUAUACAGUAAGUAUAUCAGGUAUAAGGGUCCAAAUAUAUCAAAAUGGCCAUAGCUUGUAUACAGGCAAACACUGGUGCUGCUGCACCAGUAUAUGACAUCUGUGCUUCUUCUACAUUCUCUUAUAGCAACCCAAAUGCUGCUGAAUAAACAAGAAAUAAAAGCCAGAACAACAGUUUUGCACAUGAGUUGUUUUCUAAUAAGUAGCAAAGUAAGCCAGAACAAGUUCUUUGCAGGGUGCAAAGCUGAAUAGCAAGCCUCAUUUUCCAGGCUUAAUGUUGCAGUGUAAUUCCAUUGAUUACAAAAUCAGUAGCAGAUAUGUGGUUUCACACAGAUGAAAACCGCACUUAUGGGCAUUCAGAAGCCACUACAAAGCAUUGCGUGAGCUCCCAAUGGGCUCAGCCUAAUCUGCUGUGAUCUAUAGAAUUUCCAUAGAAAUUCAACAACAAGCCUCACAAGGGCUGAUUUUUCCAAUUAAUAGUUGGGAGCAAAUUAGCUAUAAAAGCACAAGCUUCUUAUCCAUUGUAAACUUGAGAAAGGCAUAUUUACAGCACUUUUAGGGCUUUUCCCCCACCUCCCCACCCCAGAUAGCAUGAAUCUUGCAUGCUCAGUUGUUUUUAAAAAAAUCAAAUUCAUAUAAUUGUAAACCAAUAGCAUUUCUUGAAAAAGUCCACUGGGAAAGUCAUAUAAUUCUUCUCCUACUCUUUGCACUAAAACAAGAGCCACAUUUCUAAUAGUAUUACUUGUUAUUCUAAAAGUAUCCCAUAAAAUAUAGCCUAUAAUAAUUCUGUUUACAGUGUGCUGCACACAUAAGUAAUCAGGGAAAAAGAUGAAUAAUGCCAUUGGUGCCUGUAGGAAGAGAAAAUAGUUUAAUAUAAAAACACUGGUGGCUUAAUUAUGGACAUUGUUUUGACUUCUAUGGGGAGGUAAAUAAAUGCAGUAAAACACCUUCCAAAUAAGAUGAUAAUUGCAGCUCUCUCCAUGCAAAACAAAGGUCUCCUAUGAAAACUUUAGGCAAACAUGUUAUUUUCAACAAAAUACAAAAUCUUUAGCCAGGAUGCAAGGAGAUAUUCAAGAGCUUAUGGUUGGAUCUACACUUCCCUGUAUCCCAGAAUAUGAUCCCAGAUUAUCUGAUAGUGUAUACUCAGGGCCCUUCCAGACAGUUGCUUAAUCUGGAGUAAGGAAGUGGGAUUAAAAAACCUGGUAUUUUAAACAGAAUCCUCACAUAGAGCCAUUAGUCCUGGGAAAUGGUUCCACUGCAUCUACAAAGAUUUUGGUUUAUGUGGAUUGAAGGGAACCAUAAAAAAUAUAGAACAUCCACCAGAGGUUGUAUUUUUUUUUCUUAAUGACCUUCAGAGAUGUGCUGCACUUCAGAAGCAUUUUGCCAGUACUUAUGAGCACUAAUGCACUGAUGUAGAUAUAACAAAGUACACACAAGCAGAUUUCCUGUCAUCAGCUCUCGUCACCCUCCUGGUCCCUUCAGGUUUGCCCUCUUGAACCCCGUUUCCCUUUGGGGUAACUUGACUGCCAUGCUGGUGCCCACUGUGUAAAUUCAAACUCCAUUUCAUUUCACAAAUAUGAAAACAAAGGAAUCUUGCAGAGAGUUCUCAUGGGAAUUGCUUUCCUCUUGUUUUUCCAUUUAGCCACCAGUAUGUCUAUGGCUCCAUCUGUUUGCAUCCCUCAUCAGCUCAAGAUUUUAAAAUGAGGAUAUGUGCUGGAGCACUCUAUACCAGCAUACCACCAGUAAAUCUCAUUUUUGGGAGCUAUACAGCUCUCUGUAGCAGCCCACUUUUGGUCUGAUAUUAGAUUUUGUGUGAACAUUUUUAUCACGUGCAUUUUUAUCGUAUGCAGUCCCACAAUCAAAAAUGGAUUUUCAGUCUAUGUUUUCUAGCUGCAACCCCCCCCCCCCCCCGUUUUAUCCCAUUUUCUGUGGAAAUGGGGCCUUGUAUAAUCCAGUUCAAAUCAGAUAAUCUGGGAUUAGAUCCUGGGAUAUAGGGCAAUGUAGAUCCAGCUUCUGUCUCUCUCCACCGUUCGUCAUUCAGCAGCAGUUCCUCUGGCCUUGUCAGAAUCCGUAGGAAGGAAAUUCUCAUUGUUGCUGUGUGCCUUCAAAUUGUUUCCAGCAUAUAGCAAUCCUAAAGUCAACCUAUCACUGGGUUUUCUAGGGCUGAGUGUGGCUGGAUCUGCACUGCCCUAUAUCCCAGGAUCUAAUCCACCUUUCUCUGCUUAUUCCAGAUUAUUUGGCAGUGUAGACUCAGUUCAAAGCAGAUAAUCUGAAAUCAGAUUCUGGGGUAUAAGGUAGUGUAGAUCCAGCCUGUUUGUGAUUCACUAAAGGUCAUCCAGUGGGUUUCCAUGUUGAAGCAGGAAAAUGAACCCUGGUUGUAGGCUAAAACCAUCACAUGAUACAGGCUCUCAAAAUUUCUCUUACCUAUUAAAGAGCAGCCCAAGAGAGCACAGUAUUUUACUCAAAGACAAGGGCUGGAUCUGCACUGCCCUAUAUCCAAGGAUCUGAUCCUAGAUUAUCUGCUUUGAAUUGGAUUAUAUGAGUCUACACUGCCAGACAGUCUGGGAUAAAAAUAGAUCAUCUGAGAUCAGAUCAGGGUAUAUAGAGCAGUGUAGAUUCAGUUUAAUCCAUGGUCAAGGAAAAGAGGCAAACAAUACCCAAACUGAAAGUUCAGGCAGAUUUUUGAACUGCAAAAAUUUGGUUUUGAUUUUUGACUUGAUUUAGGGUAAUAAAUCAAUAAUGGUAAAUACCAACAAGCCAAAAGGUCAGCGGUUCGAAUCCUGGUGAACUCCUGCUGUUAGCCCCAGAUUCUGCCAACCUAGCAGUUUGAAAACAUUUUAGUAGAUCAAUAGGUACCGCUCCAGCGGGAAGGUAACGGUGUUCCAUGCAGUCAUGCCAGCCACAUGACCUUGAAGGUGUCUACGGACAAGGCCGUCUCUUCAGCUUAGAAAUGGAGAUGAGUAUCAACCCCCAGAGUCAGACAUGACUAGACUUAAUGUCAGGGGAUUACCUUUACCUAUUGAUUUGUUGGGGGUGAAUCAUUUCAUAUUAGAGAAUGUGGUUGAGGAGGCAAUGUACUAAGUAAGAUUACUUUUGAAAUAGACAGAAAUAAUCCCUUACAAUGCUGUUCAAAGGUUCUGUUCUGAUCAUCCUCACUUCUGAACAUUUUAUAUUCAUAUUUUUGAUGCAUUGAGGAUCUACUCAAUUUAUGAAUGUCAGUCACUUGAUAACUUGUAUCGGAAAUUGUGAACUGCUCCGCAAUGAUAUGUUUUUACUUUUUUUGAUGAAUCAUUUAUGAAAUAGGGCUUUCCCAUCUCCUCCUGCGACAGCCAUCCCAAAAGCUACUCUAGAAGACUGGAAAACUAUAUGGAACAUCUUGAGAUUUGACACAGGGACUUUGGGGGAAAAAUGGAAGAAUAGGUCUUGUAAAUCCUCUUUUGAAAUGUUUUAUGAAGUGAUAUGGAAGAUACCUAAUUACUUUAAGAUGUCAAUUUCAAGUUUUAGACUCCCUGUGAGACAAUUUAUACAUAAUUAUCUGAAAAUUUGUUAGCUGGUGUGGGAGACAGCAUUAAACCAUAGUGCAUUCUUAAGCAUAUUUACUUGGAAGUAAGACCCACAAAUUUCCCUCACAUUUGCUCCUAAGAAAUAUCUAAAUAAAACUUUGUAAGUCCGUUAAUUUCAUAAAGGGCUUGAACCAUUUGAAACCAUGAGUGGCCAUUCAUAAGUCGGGAUGUAUUGAUGGCAAGGGUUCUACAAGAUCUAUCACAUGCCAUUUUGGCCCAUUCUACACUGCCAUUAUAAUGCAACUUGACCUGGAUUGCAUGGCAGUGUAGACUCAUAUAAUCCAGUUCAAUGCAGUUCAAACUGCAUUAUAUGACAGUGUAGAUGUCAGAUGGGGGCUUUGUGACCUAUUUUAAGUAAUGAAAAGCUGACAGUUCUACAAUACUUGAGAAACCAAGUGAAUUUCAGAAACCACGGGGACAUAAUUGUCACAAUCAUAUGGCAUUUGUAUGGUCUCUGCAUUUACUUAUUUGCUGAUUUGAAAUCUCUGGCUUGAAAUGCAUGUUUAGAUCAAAAUGUGAUGUCAUUGUGCUGUCUGUAAUACACUGACAAAACAGUAACAAGAACACAUCAAAGAUAUAGAAUGUGACCAGAUUUUUGCUGUGUAUCAGAUCAAAGAACUUGCACAUGAUUUCUCUACAUCCAAGCCUCUUGAAAAUAUGCAUUUGAUUAUUUUCUUAUGAAUACAUCACUUAAAGAAUCCCACCUUGCAAUGUCUCUUAAAUCUUUCUCUCUCACACUCUCUCCUUCUCUCUUCUUCUCUGCUUAAGUGUAAAGGUUACACAUUUGAUGGUAUCUGUCUCAUUAAUUUAAAUGUUAACUUUAUCCACAUUUUAUUAUUAAACCUUUGCACAAUCAACUGUAUAACCAUGCAUUAGGCUCCAAGAUUGCAUAGAAAUAACAGCAAUUACAAAAUGAUAUCUCUGUGUUGUGAACUAACACACUGUUAUUGGAUUCUUUUUGUCCCCAUUUUAUUUUCUGCUAGGAAUAUAUGAUAUGUCACAAUGAAAUAAAAGGUUACUUUUAGUCCAGUCAAAGCAUCUGAAAUAUUUUGCCACAGGAAAAAAAAGAGUCUGAAUUAUUAAGUUAAAUUAGAUUUUCAAUUUUAUUGCCAGAAUAAUUGUUAAGCAUUCUCGUUGGUAUGCUAGCACUGUGUUGUGUGUUUAAAUUAAAAUAUUUUUGCUUUCCCCAGAACAGUUAAACAUUCAAAAGGAUGUAUUUAGCCCUUGUUUUCCUACUGUAGCAACUUUUAAUAUUUUUUUUGCAUUUAAUAGCCUUGUUCAUAGUUUAGCAGCCACUUUAGUUUCAUUAUUCAUAUUUUUGCCCAGCCCUAGUGCUUAUGCUACAAAGCCAAUUCUGUUCGGCUGCACAGCAGGUCUGUGUUUUUGACUGCUGAAUUUAUGCUUGAAUUUUACUGUAAAUUGUAUAUAUUCAAAUUAGAAACAGCUGGUUGCAUUUUCUGGCAUGAAAUCUAUAACUGUAUAAAUGUACAAGUAUAUUUGGAUAAUAUAAAAUUAACAAACUCUUGUAUUCAUAAAUACUGCAAGCUCAGUUUUAUCUAAAGCUAUAUUAAACUUUCCAAAAAUGCUGGAUUUCAA